UGGGUAUCACCCGCAAUGCAGCGCCAGGCAGGAACAAUGGACCAAGCCGGAGUCGCCCGGUCCAUCUCCCCUAAAUACGAUCUCAACCUGCAUUUCACCUCAGGUAUAUGCGCCACUGUGCUUUUGGCUCGAACAGAGAUCUUGAAAUCAAUUAUUGGCUCAAAUGCGUGGCCAGAAGCCCCGUUGUCGGCGCACCGGGCUAGCCUCCAGGUUGAGCUGGUCCCAGAGUUGCUGGCGCGACUCCGUACGGAGAUUGGCAUCAACAAGAUGCUGAUCGCGUACGGAAUUACCGAGACAACUUCGUCACUUCGGUCACUUCGGUCACAUUUGUGACGGGCCUGGAUGACACCGGAGCAGAGUCAUCCCCAUACCGCGGCCAAGGUGAUUGACCCAUCGCACGGGGCGCGCGGGCAGCACAGCGAGCUCUGCACCGGUGGGUUCAACUUGCAAAAGGGGUAUUGACGUGACUACCGAUAAGCCAAAACAAAGGAGGUCAUGCGCCGAGACGCUGAUGGUGUACUCUGCGGCGGUGCUGCAUGACGCGGGGUAUGCG
Molecule: messenger RNA, 553 nt
Organism: Aspergillus japonicus CBS 114.51
Lineage: Eukaryota; Fungi; Ascomycota; Eurotiomycetes; Eurotiales; Aspergillaceae
Exons: 1
Coding region: 37-333 (98 amino acids)
Source: RefSeq, a predicted model, not a curated record